AUGACCGCUGACUGUCGGAGACACUGCAACUUUCAGAGUGGCAAGUCGGUUCCGCGUCUGGCCACUGUGGCCCGUGAAGUUGGGGAGAGCAGCGUCUCCGUCAUGAUUGACCAUCCCGAUCAACUAGUCUACCUGAGCCAGUUUCGUGAGAUAGCGGGCUUCGCAGCUGGCGUCUUUCUGAAAGUCGACACGGGGUAUCAUCGAGCCGGGGUCCCGCCCGCCAUGUUGAACAAGAAUGGACUUCUGGAAAAGAUUGCCGAAGAAGAGAAGGCCGGGCGGGUGAUCUUGCUGGGUGUGUACUCUCACAGCAGCCUGAGCUAUGCGGCUACGAACGCGGGAGAAGCGCUGUCGUAUCUGAAGACCGAAAUCGCCGGCUGCAAGGAGGCAUUGCAGAAGAAUUCACAUCUCUUACCGACGGACAGAGGGCUUGUCAUCAGCGUCGGUGCAACGCCGCAGGCUAUCUCAGCGCAUAACCUUCUCCAGGAGCCACUCAGUCCAGAAGCCAAAGACCUGCAGACGUUUAUGCAGAGCACCGCUCAAGACACCGGGGCGCGCGUAAAGAUCGAACUCCACGCGGGUGUUUAUAGUGUCAUGGAUAUGCAGCAAAUGGCGACCCGCGCAAAGCAUCUGGGCAACAUCGAGGAUGAAGUUGCUUUAUCCGUGGUUGCGGAGGUGUGCAGUGUAUACAACAAUGGCGAGCGGGAUAAACCCGAGGCUCUGGUUGCAGCAGGUACGCUUGCGCUUGGGAGAGAGCCGUGCCAGUCUUACCCAGGAUGGGGUAUGGUAGGCAAUUUGGAGCAGCAGCCUGGGACAUCUCGGCUUAUUGUUGAGCGCAUUAGCCAGGAGCAUGGAAUUGUCUCCUGGCAUGGUGGUGAUGGGCCGGAGAUCCCUCUCCGCGUCGGACAAUCUUUGAGAAUCUAUCCAAACCACGCCUGCAUUACUGGAGCGCUAUACGGAUGGUACUUGAUUGUCGAUUCGAGUCGGGAAGGUGAAGAAACGAAGAUUGUGGAUGUUUGGGUGAGAUGGCCUAUCACAACGACCCAAACCGCACCUCCCGCUACGGCAUCCCGACCCUCUCUCCUCCGCGCCUCAAAGCAAGUCUACAACGAAGCCACGCCCAUCUAUCUCCGGGAGAGCACCUUUUCAAUCGUGCAGGUGGAUUUUCUAGCCGCUGCAAGCCGGGAAUACCCACGAGUGUUGUACAAUCCCCGCCAGAUCCGCAAGGUAGAGGUCGUCUUCAACAGCCGCGACUACAUCUAUAUGGCUCAGUUUCUCGCUGAUGAGCUACCUGCCGUUGUCGACGUGAUGGAUCAACUGGCAACUACCGCGUCCGAGUAUACGCCUACUGCUGUCGAUGCGCUGAGAGUGGCGCAUGUUGAUUUUGAGUCGGAGGCGAACGACCCUGCACACGGACAGCACAUCGAGAAUAUGAACGAGUACUUAUGGGGCCGGACGUUGACAUUCCUCCGUCAGACGUUCAAGCUGUCCCAUCUCUACGUGGAUUUAACUCGCUGUACUUGUGUUGAUGGGUGUUGUCGGCUUGCGGAUGAAGUGCUUGGUUGGGGAUGGCUCCAGGUCUGGUUACGGGGCAUGUCCGAGGUCAUCCAGCGCCUUCAUCAGGGCUUCUCGCUAGAGAAUGUUGUUGACUCAGACCGGCUGACUGACGUGAGGACGCUGGGAGAGUACAAUGACAUGUUGCGGAAGGUUCACUUGAAAUUGACCACAUUUAUGUCGAUGGGGCAGAUACUGAAGAGGCGAUAG
Aspergillus terreus NIH2624 is the source of this 1761-nucleotide messenger RNA. RefSeq lists its product as uncharacterized. NCBI's taxonomy places the organism in Eukaryota, Fungi, Ascomycota, Eurotiomycetes, Eurotiales, Aspergillaceae. Bases 1 to 1761 code for a protein of 586 amino acids. The record is from RefSeq and is a predicted model, not a curated record. The transcript is spliced from 4 exons. Gene Ontology annotation, molecular function: D-serine ammonia-lyase activity. Gene Ontology annotation, biological process: D-serine catabolic process.